This is a messenger RNA of Fusarium musae, 1206 nucleotides long. RefSeq lists its product as uncharacterized. Bases 1 to 1206 code for a protein of 401 amino acids. Gene Ontology annotation, molecular function: glucan endo-1,3-beta-D-glucosidase activity; 1,3-beta-glucanosyltransferase activity. The transcript has a single exon. Gene Ontology annotation, biological process: carbohydrate metabolic process; cell wall organization. Gene Ontology annotation, cellular component: cell surface; fungal-type cell wall; extracellular region. The record is from RefSeq and is a predicted model, not a curated record. NCBI's taxonomy places the organism in Eukaryota, Fungi, Ascomycota, Sordariomycetes, Hypocreales, Nectriaceae.
AUGCCUUCCAUCAACAGCCUCCUCACAAUGGCCCUGGCAGGCUCAGCCAGCGCUGCGUUCCAGGGUUUCAACUAUGGCUCGACAUUCACAGAUGGAAGAGUGAAGGCUCAGUCUGACUUUGAGAACGAGUUCAAGACCGCCGCUGGUCUCGAGGGCACCGGUGGCGCCUUCACCAGUGCUCGCCUCUACACCAUGAUCCAGGGUGGCUCAACCAACCAACCCAUCUCUGCUAUUCCUGCUGCCAUCAAGACCAGGACCAACCUGCUCUUUGGUCUCUGGGCUUCUGGUGACGGUUUCGCCAACGAGAUCGCCGCUCUCAAAAACACUGUCGACCAAUACUGUGGACAACUUGACGGCCUCGUCGCUGGCAUUUCUGUUGGAAGUGAGGAUCUCUACCGUAUUUCUCCUACUGGUAUCAAAGCCAAUGAGAACCCGGGCACCAACCCUGAUGUCCUCGUCGACUACAUUAAGCAGACUCGUGCUGCUAUCAAGGGCACUUGCCUUGAGUCUGUCGCCAUCGGUCACGUCGAUACCUGGACCGCAUAUGCCAAUGCUUCCAACAAUGCUGUCAUUGAGGCCUGUGACUGGCUUGGCAUGGAUGCUUAUCCUUAUUUCGAAGAUACCAAGAACAACCCCAUCUCUGAGGGUGCAAACCUCUUCAAGGCUGCCUGGAAUGAGGUCAAGGCUGUUGCUAAGGGCAAGGAGAUCUGGGUCACUGAGACCGGAUGGCCCGUCAGCGGCAAGACAUAUGGCAAGGCCGUUCCCUCCACCAAGAAUGCUCGCACGUUCUACGAGGAUGUCGGCUGUCCUAUGUUUGGAGAUAUCAAUGUUUGGUGGUACACACUCCAGGACUCUGCUCCCCAAACUCCCAACCCCAGUUUUGGCGUCAUUGGCUCCGAGUUGACCGAGAAGCCCCUUUACGACCUCAGCUGUGAUGAGAAGAGCAAGAAGGGAACUCUGGUGAGCCGCAGCAACAACGGCAACGUUGAGCACCGCUUCGUCAGCCCUUCUUUCGCAACUGGUAAUUAUACCAACGGAACUGCGCCUGUCGUGCCUGGCACUCCCACUUCUCUCGUGCCCACUCCUUCUUCCACCUCCGGCAACGGUGGUUCUGCCGCAACCCCCUCGCCUGGCAGCGGUGCUCAGCAGCUCAACUCAAUGAGUGCUGCUGCUGUAGCAUUCAUUCUUGCCGCUGCUCUGUUGUAA